Arabidopsis lyrata subsp. lyrata is the source of this 2217-nucleotide messenger RNA. Its product is annotated as transcription factor MYB97. The transcript has 3 exons. NCBI's taxonomy places the organism in Eukaryota, Viridiplantae, Streptophyta, Magnoliopsida, Brassicales, Brassicaceae. The record is from RefSeq and is a predicted model, not a curated record. Bases 478 to 1626 code for a protein of 382 amino acids.
GAUACCUUUUUGAUGAAUCCAAAGAAGACAAUUCACAUGCAUUUACACUACAAGACCGUAAAAAUGUGCUUAAAAUAGAUGGUAAACAUAGUUUUACGUAGAUAAAAAUAAAAUAAAAGAUCUUGAGAUUAUUAUUUGAUGAUGAGUUGGCUUUAUACGAAAGUAAGCCAAAUAUACUCAAGAGGACUUUUUUGUGUUCUCUCCAGAGAAACAAACUCUGGCAGAUAUAUCUCUCUCUCUUACUGUCUUUAUCUAAUAUCGUAUAUCCUCUGUUUUUUAUUUUUAGGUUCCGCGUAAAUUACCAAAGUUAAAUCUUUGUUCCUUUAACGUUCUUGCUCUUGUCAUUUGUUAGAGAGGAGGAGGUAACAAAGAUCGAGUAUGGAAGAACUCAGGGGGUGAAUAUCAUUUUGUAGGUUCCAAAUCUUUUUUUAAGAACCCCCUGACGUUCAACCUUUCACCGGGGACGCAGAGGGGGCAAUGAUCGUAUACGGUGGGGGAGCAUCCGAGGACGGUGGAGGUGGACGGGUGGUUCUGAAGAAAGGGCCAUGGACGGUGGCGGAGGACGAGACUUUGGCUGCUUAUGUACGGGAAUACGGUGAAGGGAACUGGAAUGCUGUUCAGAAGAAGACGUGGCUGGCUCGGUGCGGUAAGAGCUGCCGCCUCCGCUGGGCUAACCACCUCCGACCUAAUCUCAGGAAAGGCUCCUUCACCCCUGAGGAAGAACGUCUCAUCAUACAACUCCAUUCUCAGCUCGGCAACAAAUGGGCUCGCAUGGCUGCUCAGUUACCAGGAAGAACAGAUAACGAGAUCAAGAACUACUGGAACACGAGGUUGAAACGCUUCCAACGCCAAGGCCUCCCUCUCUACCCUCCAGAUAUUUCCCCAAGCAAUCAUCAACAACAAAUGUAUCCUCAACAGCCCAACACACCCUCCUCACCUCUCCCGUCUCCAACACCCGCUUCUUCUUUUACCUUUCCUCUUCUCCAACCGCCUUCUCUGUGUCCCAAACGUUGUUACAACACUGCCUUCUCUCCCAAGGCCUCUUAUACUUCUUCUCCGACCUUUCUUAACACCCAUUUCCCACUUUCCUCCUAUCAGUCUACCAAUCCGGUUUACUCCAUGAAACAUGAGCUCUCUUCAAACCACAUUCCAUUCUCCACCUCUUUAGGAGUCUAUCAAGUGAGCAAGUUCUUAGACAAUGGUGAUUGUAACCAAAACCUUAACACCAGUUUGCAUACAAAUACCUGCCAGCUGUUAGAGGAUCUUAUGGAGGAGGCCGAGGCUUUAGCUGAUAGCUUUCGUGCUCCUAAGCGGAGACAACUCAUGGCUGCUCUCCAGGACAACAACAACAACUUCUUCUCGGGUAGUUUUGGACAUUGUGGUUCUUCCAACAAUCUAUUUCCCUUGCAAGGUUUAACACCAAAGGAAGACGAGUGUCUCCAGAUGAAUACGAUGCAAGAUGAGGACAUAACAAAGCUUCUUGACUGGGGAAGUGAAAGCGAAGAGAUCUCAAACGGGCAUUCCUCUGCGAUAACAACAGAGGACAGCCUUGUCCUUGACGAUCACCAGUUCGCUUUGCUGUUUCCAGUUGACGAUGACACCAACAACUUGCCAGGGAUCUGCUAGAGAAAGGCGAAAGAUCAAUGGACAACUAAAUGGAAACAUGUUCUUGAUUGUACAAUUAAAAUCCUGAAUUAUGAUAUCUGUCAAAUAUGUUGUAAUUAUUAAAGUUUUAUGAUCCUCAUGCUUGAGAUAUAACAAGUAUAGAGAUCUUGGCAUUGUUCAUCGGUUACAUGCCAACGGACAUCCCAAAUGAUCUACCAGCCUCUUUGCAUCUCCUGAAAGUGGAAUAUACCUGCCAGAAAUCAUUGUGUGCACAUUCCUAUUAACCAAGAAAAGUUUCUUCUAUGCUUAUAAUUUUCUUCUCACAUGGUCUACUCUUUAUUGGAUAGUUUUGUGUUCUUAGUACACGCAUAAGUACAGUCCUUGUUUCACCACAAUCAUGGCAAAAGAAAAAUGGAACAAAAGAGGCAAAAUCCAAAAAGAAAUGAAGAAGAAAAGCUCAAAGGGCGGAGAAAUCGCCUCAAUGCAGUGCUCUGAAGGUGCACUCAUAGAGUCUGCCUUCUGCAGCUAAAAUCUGCAUUUUCUGGGUGCAAAGAACUCCAGACCUUCAGAGAAUUGAAAAAGGCAUAAAGAAACAAGAAAGGAGGGCAAAAA